AUGGCCAUUGCAGAUGCUCGUUAUCGUUUUAUUUGGGUCGACAUUGGAGAUUAUGGUUCCCUGAAUGAUGCAGGAAUUUGGUCUAAUACCGCAAUGAAAGAAGCAUUUGAAAACAACACAUUAUCUAUACCAAAAGCUUGUCCUUUACCUAAUACAAAUUGCUCACUACCAUUUUGUGUUGUUGGUGAUGAAAGUUUUCCAUUGAAAACAUAUUUGAUGCGUCCAUUUGCGAGAAGAAAUUUACAAAAUAAUAAUCAAAGGAUAUUCAAUUAUCGGUUAUCAAGGGCACGUCGAGUCAUUGAAAAUGCUUUUGGGAUUCUUGUUGCACGAUGGCGUAUUUUACUAAAACCAUUAGCUCUAAAAUUGAGUACUGUAGAAAAAAUUAUCCAAGCGAUAACUUGUUUACAUAAUUACAUUAUAACUACUAAAGCAGCAAACAAUCAAUACUUAAACGAAGGAAUGAUAAAUCGAGAAAAUAAUGGCGCGAUUAUACCAGGAAAUUGGCGAAAUAUAGGAGAAAACAAUUUGAUUAAUUCUUUAGGGCGUGUUGGUGCUAACAUUGGUACAGCUGCUGCUAUCAAAUAA
Messenger RNA from Mycetomoellerius zeteki, 585 nucleotides. RefSeq lists its product as uncharacterized. The record is from RefSeq and is a predicted model, not a curated record. Bases 1 to 585 code for a protein of 194 amino acids. NCBI's taxonomy places the organism in Eukaryota, Metazoa, Arthropoda, Insecta, Hymenoptera, Formicidae. The transcript has 2 exons.